Meyerozyma guilliermondii ATCC 6260 is the source of this 3555-nucleotide messenger RNA. It is a transcript of the gene SPA2, whose product is annotated as Spa2p. Gene Ontology annotation, cellular component: cellular bud neck; mating projection tip; incipient cellular bud site. The record is from RefSeq and is a predicted model, not a curated record. The transcript has a single exon. The coding region runs from base 1 to 3555 and encodes 1184 amino acids. NCBI's taxonomy places the organism in Eukaryota, Fungi, Ascomycota, Pichiomycetes, Serinales, Debaryomycetaceae. Gene Ontology annotation, biological process: mating projection formation; pseudohyphal growth; invasive filamentous growth. Gene Ontology annotation, molecular function: MAP kinase scaffold activity.
AUGUCGGACUUGUCUCUUCAUUACAAGGUGCUCAAGCAGUUUCUUGAUAUUUCCGAUGAUACUCCUCGAUCCAAAACUUCUUCUAGUCGAGCCACCCGUGCCCGUGAAAAGCUCUUAAAGUUGUCUCCCGCCCAGUUUAAGGAACUCAGCACAGACGUAUAUGACGAGCUCCGCCGUAGAAUCGACGAGUCUCGUGGAGAACCCGAUUACUUGCUUCCCAAAUCGUCUUUUCAUCCCAAACGAAACCAAGCCAGACAAAAGCUUUCUUCGCUUCCACAGUCACGGUUCAAGGAUUUGGUGUCUGAUAUAUCGUACGAGAUCGAAAGGCGUGAUCUCGACCAGCCGGAACAGGCACCUGCUCAGUCCAAUGAAGGUGAACAUGAGCAAGAACAUGAACAAGAACACCGCUCACUUGACCACUCCAAAAUAUUGAAUCCUGAUGAGUCGCAAAAGUCGAUGGUUUCCGAUGUGCAAAAUCAGUCUAUUGGUCUCCAGUCGAAGACGGUGGUCCCCACAAAGGCCAACAUGGACUGGUCCAGUGACGAAGAACCAGAAGACGAUGUGACGGAGAAGGCUGAACAGGCUCGUGCCGUAAACGCCGACAUUCCCAAUGGCUCCGCCAAGGAAAUUGGCGAGUCUUCUGAACUGCUCAAAGAAAAACUCGCGGCGCUCGAAGCGGAGAAAAAACAGUUGGAAGAGAAAUACCGUCUUCUCAAUGAGGACUACGAAUACUCCACCAGACAGAGCAAGCAGCUCAGCAAUGAAGUGGAAGAUUUGAGCGAACAGAAGUCACAGUGGUCGGCACAAAAACAAGAAUUAGAAAGCUCUCUUCAAGAAUACCAGUCGAGGGUAAAACAGCUUGAAUCCGCAAAAGAAAAGUCAUUGGGUAACUCAGAUUUGUUCAAAGAAUUGGAGUCGUUGAAAACCGCCAAUGCUGCUUUGCGAUUAGAGAAUCAAUCCAUCAAGAGAAUGUCGGCUCGUUCUGAUGUCUCUUCGCCAUCUAAGAACCGUGAUAUUUCAUUCGGUAACCACAGUGUUCAUGGUACCAACACCAACGUAAAGAAGGACCUUGAAGCCAUUUUGGAAAAGCUUGAACAACCCGUUAAAGUGCCCAAGGCUUCCUCUGUGAGCACACUCAAAUCGGAGUCUGAAUACUGGCAAAAGAAGUAUGAAUCGCUUCGCGCAGACCAAGUGUCUUCUUUACUUUCAAAGUCAAUGUCUAAUCCAGAAUUGAACCACUUUUAUGCCCCUUCGGGCCUCAUACUGGCUUCUUCCAUCUCCAAAUUUUAUGCUCAGCUUGAGUCGUUGAUAACGGCGGUUGAUAAGGAAGCAUUGGAACCCGAUCUGUAUUUCGAAAUGGUAUCUCAAUUGGCCAUCACUGCCAAUAAAAUAGCUACCGAUGGAGACGAUCAUCUCUUGAAUAGUAACGAGCAAUCGAUCUUCCUCAGGGAGUCCAUCAGCUACUGCUUGACCACUGCUAGGUAUCAUGCGGUAUACUCUACGUUAUUUCCAAAGGUUGUCAUCGAACGUGCAUUGGGCGAACUCAGCUUUGCCGUAUGCGACUUGUUAGCAGUUUGCAAAAUCAAAUCUGACGCUGUUCCUAAUCGGAAGGAAGCAGACGCUGGGUCAAAGAAGGAUGAAAUCAAUUCAGGAGUUCGUCCUUUGCGCAUGGCAAACAAGUUGAAAGAGAUACAAAUCGGGAAACCCAGAGAGUCAGAGGUACCUGAGCGGUCCUCGUCCUUAACACUGGGCCAUGUUCCCGAUGGGUUGCAGAAUGGAACAAGAAAGCUUUCAGGCUUGAAUGACAACAGCCGCUCCCCUCUCUCUCCUCAAACGACACGCCAACCAGUUACUUCACGCAACAUUCCAGCGAGUCCCAUAAGCAACAACCUGUCAAAUCAUUCUACACCUACGAGGGCCAAAAACAUACUUGACCGCGUGAGAAUGUUUAGCAGCCCACCUGAUCAGUCGAAUGGAAAAGAUUCAAGUUCCAAAGAAUCAUAUGUCAAGGAUUCGUAUGCUAAAGAUUUGAAUGUCGAGGAGUCAAGGGCCAAGAAUCAGCUCAAUGUCAAAGAUUCGAAUGUAAGAGACUCAAACGCAACAGACUCUAAUGCAAGAGACUUAAAUGCUAAAGACUCGUACGCCAAAGACUCGAAUGCCAAAGAAUUGAAUACCAAAGACUCGAAUGCCAAAGACUUGAAUGUCGGAGAAUUGAAUACCAACGACUCGAAUAUGGAAAAAACUAAUGCCAGGGAAACGAAUUUGAAGAAUUUGAAUGCCAAAGACUCGAAUAUCGAUAUAACGAAUGCCAGAGAAAUAGACUCCAAAAAUUUGAAUGUCGAAGAAUCGAAUGCCAAUGAGUCUAUCUCCAAAGCUCGUCACUCGAAAGAAAGCUUUGAUGCUGCUAGUGGACAGGCAGACAUAGAUGAUUUGAAUGCGGAACCAGAAGAGCCUAUUGGAACAACUAUCAGCACGACUGCGACAACCGUAGGAGCGCCAAAAGGCAAAGGCAUUUUCCAAAGUCUUCGUGAGAGACUCAAUACCGAACCCUCGAACACAGAGCUGAAGGAUGCACCUGUACCUUCCAAGGAAAAAGGAAUGUUUCUGUCUAUUAGAGAUCGAUUCGUUCCUGCUGAGGGCACCUCCGAUCAGACUGUAAAGCUCGAAGAAGCACCAAAGAAAAUAACAAUUCCGGUUGCAGUUGACCUCAAAGAGGAGCCUCGUGCGCUCCCUGUGGAUGAAGCUGAGGCAACAAAUGGCUCCACCAAAGAAGACAUUCGAAGGAAAAAUGUCGAAUCUGCCGACUCAACUAUGAUCGAGCAACCAACUCAGGCUUCUUUAAUGAACAUGCACAAGCAAGCUGUGAAUAUCGUACCAGUUGAGCAACCCAGGGAAGACAAGCCAAAGAGAGUGAACUAUUCAAAUACAGUUGAAACUAUCGAGCACCCACCAGCACAGCAAGGUUCAGAAGAAGAGUACACCGAAGAAGAAGAUUCAGAAGAUGAAGAUUCAAAACAGGCUAGGGAACGCCAAGAGUAUCGAAAAUCGAUGGCUGCUGCAACAUUUAACGUUGAUUUGUUCGAUAUAGAUGAUCCUGACAACACGUUAACGCAAGUGUUACUCUAUCUUGAGCAUCAAACCGUUCAAGUUAUUUCCACCAUUCAAUCAUUAUUAUCAGCCAUCAAGAAACCAAAUGCUACUAGAGGCGAAUUGAGAGAAAAGUCGCAAGCCAUCACAGAGGUCAUAUCUCAAAUGACUGAGGCCACCAACACUUCCAUGAACCAAACUAGAAAUGCUCAAUUGAAGGAGCACGGUAAGUGGGUUGUCACGAGCUUGGAAGAUUGCAAUCAUAGAAUGAAUAUUUUAUGUCGUCCAAACUCUGACAAGGCCGAUAGCAAUUUUGCGGACAAAAACUUCAAGCAAAGACUUGCAGGCAUAUCGUUUGAUAUUGCCAAGUGUACCAAGGAGUUGGUGAAGUCGGUAGAAGAGGCCAGUCUUAGAGAGGAGAUUGCUAAUCUUAAUGCCAGGAUAUCUCAAAGUGAGAUCGAAGUUUAA